Molecule: messenger RNA, 1893 nt
Organism: Babesia ovata
Lineage: Eukaryota; Apicomplexa; Aconoidasida; Piroplasmida; Babesiidae
Exons: 2
Coding region: 1-1893 (630 amino acids)
Source: RefSeq, a predicted model, not a curated record
AUGUCUUUCCUUCAUGGUGUUUUAGAUAACAUUAAAGGCCAUUUAGGCCAGCAUAAAGGCUCUUUAGAUAGCGCACUUACUUCACUUAAAGACACAAAUAAUAAUGGUAUUGCUAAAUACAGGACGGCGAUAGCCGCGGUGGCCGAUGGUGUACGUGCAUAUAAUGAGAGUGUUGUAAAGUCGAAUGAGAGUGUGAAAAGUGUUGUUAAUACUUUGCAGGGACAAGUCGGCGAGAAUUUUAAAAAUACGGUAAGUCAUAUUUUACCAGAAAAUGGUGUUUCAGGUGCGCCGACAAAUUACAGUGACAGGGAUGUCAGCCGGGCCGUCGACCAAAUUAAUGACAAACUUCAGCAAUGCCAAAAUAAUGCUGCAACAUUUGUCACUAAUUUAGACAUUAGUAACACUUCACGUAGCCCACAUAAAGACAGAAUCAACGACCUAAAUGCUAAAUUAAAAGAUAAGCUUGAGAGCGUGCGUAGGACGGUGGCGUAUGAGAGUGGUAGGUUGGGGAGGGUGAAGGAGCAAGAGGAGAAGGUGUUGAAAGCAACGACCGAUAAAAUUACUGAAGCUCUUAGUGCUCUUCAAAAUUGCGUGAAUGAUAGAAUAGAGAAAGACAUUAAAAAACUUCUCGCUGAUUUGAGAGAUAAGGUCCAGAAGAUACUGGAGGAGCUUAAAGAGAUUAGCAAAAAACUCCGGGAGUAUGUUAUGCAGCUGCAGAAAUGGAUUAGGGAGGCGGACAUUGAUGUGGAAAAGGUAAUGAAGGAGGUGAAAAAGAUUGAGAAUAAAGCUCCCGGCAUUCUCAACCAAAUGAAUGUUGAAGAUGAAGCAAAAAAGUUGAAAAAGAAGGGUGAAGAGAUAUAUUGUAAAUUCAAGUAUGCAACAACUGAGGUUAAAGAGAAAGUUACUGAAGCCCUCGAGGCCGUGAAAGCGAUGGACGACGAGCUGAAGAAGGAUUUGCACGGGGUGAGGAGUGAGAUAAGUAAUAAGGUGGAGGAGAUUAAGGAGAAGAUUAAGAAGCUUGGGGAGAAUUUUGGUAGUGAUAUUGCCACCUCGGCGUCGGGAAACCGUGGUAAAGAAAUCGUACAAAUUGUUUUCGAGAAAUUUAGAGAUACGUUUGGUGAAAUUAAGGGGACAACGCACAAACCAGGUCUCGAAAAAGUUGAAGCUGGAGUGAGGGGUUACGCUUGGGAGUUCAAAGAGGGUGAUACAUUUACGAAAAUAGUGCAGGGCUGGUUAGAAGAUAAUAUUUUGGGCAAACAUAAGCUCGUGGAGAAGUGCCUUAAAAAUUAUGUGGAUGGUAAGGGUGCCGCGAAACCAACUGCGUACAACGCAGCAAGUGAGAUGUAUGAGCCGAUUAGAACAGCCUUUGCGACAACGCUUAAAGCAGACGCGAAUCAAAUUAUUAAGAAGGCCGUUGAUGCGUUUACUACUGCCAAAGUUGAGACCGAAGACGGCGAUAUAACCCAAAAUAUUAAAAAGGUCCAGAAUGUAUGCAAACAAUUCGCACAGGAGCUUGAUAAUGCUCGUGCAAACGAAGUUGGAGAUAUUGUCCAGGAGAUUGAGCGCAUUCUCACGGAACAGAACAAACUCAACAAGUCUCCCGCCAAUUUCUAUAGGUAUCAUCUCAAUGAUGCCGUCGAAGCAAUUUUGGUCGCGCUCAGCACUACCGCAAGGGAAGCGGCGAAAACGCUUGAGCAAUUCGCCCUCACGGUCAGGCCGUCAGGCACCGGCAGCAUCGCAGCCAAAAUAGAUGCUGUUAACAAGAAAGCUGACGAUCUAUUCAAUAAGCUUAAAACAGCGCUAGGCCGACCACCUACCGGCGGCCAGACGGAAAACCACGCCCAAGCCGUCGACGCAGCGAUCCAGCAGGACAGGUGGUGGCCCAGCAACUAA